This is a messenger RNA of Symbiodinium pilosum, 1467 nucleotides long. The record is from the annotation of a GenBank genome assembly. NCBI's taxonomy places the organism in Eukaryota, Dinophyceae, Suessiales, Symbiodiniaceae.
GACAAUGUCAACCAGUGGGUGGACGGCUUCGGCGACUUGCCCGAUAACUUAGUCCGCUUCGCGCUGACCUUGCCGUGGUGGCAGGCCUUGUGGGUGCUGCAAGACGGAGAGGUUUGCCCCGCGGAGUCCUUCGUCAAGCUGCGGGAAGAGUUCAAUCAGAAGGACGUUAAAGAGAUGAGGGACCGCUCGCUGAAGCAAUCGUACAUGGAGACAAUCGGAUUCCAGUCGUUUGCCAGCUUCAUGGAGAAGAAGAUUGAGCACAUGUUUGCAGAUGCCAUCAACCCCGUGCUCGACAAGCUGAGAGAUCUCAAGGGAAAGUGGACCUCCAAGGAACAGAGCUUAGUUACUGAGCACGAGGAGACGGAUCCUCACAGGAUCUUGAGCACAACCCGAGAGUGCGGGACUUCCUUUGCACAGGCCUUAAGGCAUGUCAUGGAGGGUAUCCCAAACCUCAUGACGGGCCGGAUGAAUCUCGAUUCGGAACUGAGGCAGUUCCAUGAACACCACCUAAAGGUCGGAUCUGAUCAUUUUGUGAUGCUUCCGUCAGAGGAUUUCUGCGACCUAGAUGACUACAUAGCGUACCUCACGAACGAGAUACAAGUUGGGGCAUCUGACGCAGAGGUCAAUGGCGGUGCGCAGUUCCGACGCGUGAUGUCAGAAGUCGAGAUUUUCCUCAGAUUUUCCGAAAUUGCCGUGGAGACCAAGAAGCGCGACGUCAUUCAGGCACGAGGAGUAUCGAUGAGCUCCCUAACCUGGCGCGAUGUGGUGGUGAAGCUUCUCAGCAACGAAGCGCACCUGCCUUUGCAGAGAAGGGUGCAGUACGUUGGCGAGCGCAUCAAGUGGUUCUUCCAGAUUCAGAAGGAAGCCGUUGUCGAUUUCAUGAGCAGCCUCGAGGGGAAUCCGAGCUCGACCAUGUACUCCAGCCUGCUCUGGAAGAAUGUGAAGCUCAUCAAGCAGAAUGAGAUGAUAAAACACCUGGUGUUCUCCACCUACGACCAGGCAUGUCAGCGACAGCUGAAUCAGUUCAUCGAGCUUUUCGACAACAUGCUUACGUCUACUUUUGCCAAUCCGUGGGUCUUCCUAAAGGGAGCCACCUACGGCGGCUACACUGAGGAGGAGGAUGCAGAUGCAGCGCUUCCCUCCAUAGACGACACUAAGGAGCGGAUUCCGAAAGAGAUCCAGAGUCGGUCUGGGAUCGAGAGCACGCUUUCCAAGUGGCUGCUCGAGAUCCCCACGGAGUCACAUCAGAUUGAUGAGGCAGUGGACAAGGUCCAGAUGCUGGUCCUUAAAACGUACAGCUUCAUUAGAUCCCAGGUGUGCGAUCAGGUAGAACUGUUUGCAGAGUCCUUUUUCAAGCUGCCGAUGCUGCGCCGACUAGAAGAGGACAUGAACAAGAUCUCACUCUCUGAUGCAGAUAAGACAAACUACAAGGCUCGCAGCGACAUAUGGCUUGAGCUUCGGCUUUAG